ACACUUGUUCAUCAGCAAACCCCAAAAAAAAGAAUCAAAUGGAUGAGGGCUUAUGCAAGAGGAGGGUUUAGCUUCUUCAUCUCUUCAUUUACUCGACAACCAGUUAUCGCCUCCCCUCUCUCUCCUCCCUCACACCCUUUGAGAAUCAGAUUCUCUUCAUCUUCAUCUUCAUCUUCAUCUUCAUCUGCUCAAGUUAUGGGGAUUCAAUCCAAAUCUGUAACUGGGUCAAAUGAUGAUUCUGUUGAUUGGUCUGCUACCAAAGUUAGAGACACUUUCAUCAAGUUUUUUGAAGGAAAAAGUCACACUUUUUGGAAAUCAAGCCCUGUUGUUCCUCAUAAUGAUCCCACUUUACUCUUUGCUAAUGCUGGUAUGAACCAGUACAAGCCCAUUUUCUUGGGGACAAUUGAUCCUAACAGUCCUUUGAGUGUUAUGAAGCGUGCUUGCAACACUCAGAAAUGUAUCAGGGCUGGUGGGAAGCACAACGAUCUCGACGAUGUAGGGAAAGAUACUUACCAUCACACAUUCUUUGAAAUGCUCGGUAAUUGGUCCUUUGGUGACUACUUUAAGAAAGAGGCCAUUGAAUGGGCCUGGGAACUCCUCACCAAGGUUUAUAAGCUACCUGCUGACAGAAUUUAUGCUACGUAUUUUGGUGGUGAUGAGAAAGCUGGACUUACGGCUGACACAGAGGCCAGGGAUAUUUGGCUCAACUUCUUGCCUCCUGAACGUGUAUUGCCUUUUGGUUGCAAGGACAACUUCUGGGAGAUGGGUGAUACUGGUCCUUGUGGCCCCUGUACUGAGAUUCAUUUUGAUAGGAUUGGGGGUCGUGAUGCUGCGUCACUGGUCAAUAAUGAUGACCCUACUUGUAUAGAAAUAUGGAAUCUUGUCUUUAUCCAGUUUAACAGGGAAACUGAUGGUUCAUUAAAGAGCCUUCCUGCCAAACAUGUUGAUACAGGAAUGGGUUUUGAAAGAUUGACAUCUAUUCUUCAGAAUAAGAUGAGUAAUUAUGAUACAGAUGUCUUCAUGCCCUUGUUCGAUGCAAUUCAACAGGCAGCUGGGUCUCGCCCUUAUUCUGGAAAAGUUGGAGCUGAUGAUGCUGACACAGUGGAUAUGGCCUACAGGGUUGUCGCUGAUCAUAUAAGAACUCUCUCCUUUGCAAUUGCCGAUGGUGCUUGUCCAGGUAAUGAAGGUCGUGAAUACGUUCUAAGGCGCAUUCUUCGUCGAGCUGUUCGUUAUGGAAGUGAAGUACUAGGCGCCAAAGAUGGGUUUUUUAGUGGGCUAGUACCUACACUGGUGAAUUUAAUGUGUGAUGUUUUCCCCGAGCUGAAGCAGCAAGAGAAACAUAUCAAAGAUAUCAUUGCAGAUGAGGAGGCCAGUUUCGGGAAAACAUUGCUCAAGGGAAUCGAGAAAUUUAAGAAGGCUGCUCAGGAGGUAGAAGGGAAGACAAUCACUGGCCAGGAUGCAUUUGUAUUAUGGGACACAUAUGGCUUCCCGAUUGAUUUGACCCAGUUAAUGGCAGCGGAAAGAGGUUUAACAGUAGACACAAAAGCUUAUGAUGAUGCUAUGGCAGAAGCAAAGAAAAGAUCAAGAAGUGCUCAAAAUAAGCAAGUUGGUGGUGCAAUUGUUAUGGAUGCUAAUGCUACAGCAUCAUUACACGACAAUGGAGUUCCAACCACUGAUGACUCCAGCAAAUAUGUUUGGUUCGAGGAUCAUGAAAGCACCGUAAGAGCUGUAUACAAUGGAUCCGAGUUUUUGAAGACUGCUGAAGCUGGUCAGGAAGUUGGUAUUGUUCUUGAGUCUACAAGUUUCUAUGCUGAACAAGGUGGUCAGAUCUUUGAUACUGGCUCACUUGAAGCCCCACAUGGCAGUUUUCAAGUUUGUAACGUUCAGGUGUUUGGUGGUUUUGUUCUACAUAUUGGUACCUUUACAAGUGCAACUGGUAGAUUCUCUGUCGGUGAUAAGAUCACUUGCAAGGUGGACUAUAUGAGGCGUCAACUCAUUGCCCCCAACCAUACUUGUACACACAUGUUAAAUUUUGCUCUCAGGAAAGUUCUUGGGCCCCAUGUUGACCAAAAGGGAUCUAUUGUCCUUCCUGAGAAAUUAAGAUACGAUUUUUCUCACGGCAAGCCUGUUCAAGUUGAAGAGUUGAGAGAAAUAGAAAGCAUUGUGAAUAAGCAAAUUGGAGAUAAGCUCGAUGUAUUUGCUAAAGAGGCAACACUUGCUGAUGCCAAGCGUGUAAACGGUCUGCGAGCUGUGUUUGGAGAGAUAUACCCUGAUCCUGUUAGAAUAGUAUCAAUUGGGAAAAAGGUGGAAGAUCUCCUGGAAAAUCCAGAUAAAGAAGAUUGGUUGGAAUAUUCUGCUGAACUUUGUGGAGGAACCCACAUAUCUAAUACAAGAGAAGCUAAGGGAUUUGCUCUUUUAUCUGAGGAGGGAAUUGCCAAAGGAAUUCGCAGAGUGACAGCUGUUACAUCUGACUGUGCUUUGGAAGCGGUGGAAGUGGCAUCUUCCCUCAAGCAGGAAGUGGAAGAUGCGUUAAAAUUAGAAGUCAACCAGCAAGAGAAGAUUGUGGCUUCUUUGCGGAGCCGUGUAGAAGCAGCACCCAUCCCAGUAGCCAAGAAAGAUGACAUUCAGAAGGUUAUGAAAGUGCUUCAGGAUAACGUGCGGAAGGCACAGAAAAAAGUGGCUGAAGAGAACCUUCAAAAAGCGGUAAAGACUGCCACUGAGAAGGCAGAGGCUGCUAUUUCAGAGGGAAAGACCUUUUGUAUCUCGCGUGUAGAUGUUGGUUUAGAUGCUGCUGCUGUAAGGGAAGCUGUACAAAAAGUGAUACAGAAAAAGGGUAUCUCAGUCAUGGUGUUUAGUGUAGACGAAACUGCAAAUAAGGCUAUUGUUUAUGCCGGAGUACCUGACAAGGGAAACACUUGGAAGGGCUUGGAAGUGUCUGAAUGGUUAACAGUUGCUUUGGGUCCUUUAAAGGGAAGGUGCAGUAAGGGAAAAGGUGGUCUUGCACAAGGCCAGGGCACUGAUGCAUCUAACGUUGAGGAGGCCAUAAAACUGGCAGUAGACUUUGCAUCAAUGAAGCUCAACUGAGCAUUGUUUCCUUUGUAUUAUCUGAUAGAUUGUCGCUGCCGCCUUGUGCUACCCAAUUGCUAAGUUCAUCCUCGGAAUGUAAGUUUAUUUUAGGGAAAGGGUAAAAUUGGGCAAUUUAUUCAAGGUGGUGUGCAUAUUCAUUUCUUCUUGGUAGAACGCAAGCGUCAUUUAACAAUUAUCAUUUUUAUACAGAUAUACUAGGAAUUGUUUACAGUUUCUAAGCACAUGUAAUUCACGUUUCUUGGUUAUUUGGAAAAGUUCAAUCAAGCUAAUAUAAUCUUUAACCAUAUUUCAAACUA
Molecule: messenger RNA, 3383 nt
Organism: Beta vulgaris subsp. vulgaris (sugar beet)
Lineage: Eukaryota; Viridiplantae; Streptophyta; Magnoliopsida; Caryophyllales; Amaranthaceae
Product: alanine--tRNA ligase
Exons: 23
Coding region: 43-3084 (1013 amino acids)
Biological process (GO): alanyl-tRNA aminoacylation; tRNA modification
Cellular component (GO): mitochondrion; cytoplasm; chloroplast
Molecular function (GO): aminoacyl-tRNA deacylase activity; nucleic acid binding; ATP binding
Source: RefSeq, a predicted model, not a curated record